AUGUCGACCUUAUCGAUUAAAUCGACGGCUCGAAUGAACUCAGGCUAUGAGAUACCUCGCUUAGGAUAUGGUGUUUACCAGACUCCGCCAGAUGUGACAGAAGAUGUUGUCUUACAAUCUUUCAAAGCAGGAUAUCGUCAUGUGGACUCGGCGAUCUUCUAUCGAAACGAGGCUCCUUCUGCUGCCGCUAUUAAGAAGUCCGGCAUCCCUCGCUCUGACAUAUUCUUCACCACCAAAGUUUAUUCAGCAAAAUUGAGCUACGAGGACACCAAAUCCAAAAUUGCUUCUUCGCUCAAACAGACUGGAUUUGAUUAUCUUGACUUGAUGCUUCUCCAUGCUCCAUUCGGUGGGCGUGAGGGUCGUAAAGGUGCAUGGAAAGCCCUGCUAGAAGCACAAGAUCGAGGUGAAAUUCGGUCUUUAGGAGUAAGUAAUUACGGCGUAGGUCAUUUGGAUGAGAUGGAGGAGUACAUGAAGGAACUGGAACAAGAACGUGGUGAGGGAAAGGGAGGCAAGAUCGACGUCGGUCAAUGGGAAAUCCAUCCUUGGUUAGCUCGAAAAGAUAUCACCGAUUGGUGUGAGAAGAGAGGAAUUGUCGUCGAGGCCUACUCUCCUCUCGUUCAGAACACACGCCCAAAUGAUCCUCUGCUCCAGCCCUUGGUCAAGAAGCACAACAAAUCCCCUGCACAGAUUCUCCUUCGUUGGAGUCUGCAGAAGGGAUUUGUGCCUUUGCCAAAAAGUGUUACUCCAAGUCGGAUCGUCGAGAAUGCUUCUAUUUUUGAUUUUGAAUUGGAUGAGGAAGACAUGAAGAGUUUAAAUACAGGCAAAUAUGAGCCUGUGUGCUGGGACCCUACUACGGCACCUGGUUCUCGCUUGUAA
This is a messenger RNA of Glarea lozoyensis ATCC 20868, 876 nucleotides long. RefSeq names its product NAD(P)-linked oxidoreductase. The coding region runs from base 1 to 876 and encodes 291 amino acids. The transcript is spliced from 6 exons. The record is from RefSeq and is a predicted model, not a curated record. Gene Ontology annotation, molecular function: oxidoreductase activity. NCBI's taxonomy places the organism in Eukaryota, Fungi, Ascomycota, Leotiomycetes, Helotiales, Helotiaceae.